CGGAUGAUCGAUCCACGUCAUACGUCGAAUUGAAGCCCUUAUUACUCUGACCACUUCGGCCAUUUUCUGGACUCCUCGACUAUCCGCCGAUCCAGUUCCGUGACCUCACAUCUAUUGUCCCAAAAAUGUCUGGCGAAAGUGAGCGGACUUCACCCAACAAUGGCCAAGAUCUCGAAAAAGAAACCCAAAAUGACAAAGGCGAACCUGUCGACACACAACCGUCCUUCUCUACGACCCAUGAAGUUGCCUUUAUCUUCAUAAUCUGCCUCUCGCAAUUUCUCGCCCUUUCCGGACUCGCUCAAUCCAUAGCACCACUACACAUAAUCGGCCGUAGCUUCGGCACUGACACCAAUCCCGGAAAGCUAUCAUGGUAUCCUGCAGCUUUCAGUCUGACAGUCGGUACCUUCAUCUUGCCGGCUGGUAGAUUGGGAGACAUGUAUGGACAUAAGAAACUCUAUCUUAUGGGUUUGGGUUGGUAUGCGGUUUGGUCCAUGGUAGCGGGAUUGUCUGUCUACUCUGGAGACAUACUGUUCAGUGUUUCUAGAGGCUUUCAGGGUAUCGGACCUGCGAUUAUGGUGCCGAACGCUCUCGCUAUUGUUGGAAGAACUUACCCGCCUUGCGAUAAAAAGAAUCUUAUCUUUGCACUAUUUGGUGCUGCCGCGCCGACGGGCUGGGUGGUUGGAGCUGUCUUCUCUUCCAUUCUUGCUCAAUUGGCUUGGUGGCCUUGGGCAUUCUGGGCUUUGGCUAUCGCAUGUGUUGUCACUGCCGUGGCUGCUCAACUCAUCAUUCCCGCCGACGAACUUGGAUCUGACGCUCAAGAUGUCCAAUUCGAUUACUUGGGCUGCAUUACUGGAGUCACUGGGUUGGUUCUGUUCAACUUCUCUUGGAACCAGGCUGCCAACGUUGGCUGGCCAAUGGUUUACAACUAUGUCCUACUCAUUGUUGGUAUCUUGUUCCUGGUCGCCUUUGUCUGGAUUGAGUUGAAGGUUGCUGGCCAACCUCUUGUGCCCAUCAAGGCUCUUAGUGGUGAAUCCAUCCUUGCUCUAGCAGUCAUUGCAGCCGGAUGGGGCUCUUUCGGUAUCUGGGUCUAUUAUUUGUGGAACUUCCUCGAGGUUUUGAGAGGCUACUCCGCCCUAGCAGCCUGUGCCCAAAAUGCCCCCGUCGCCAUAUCCGGCCUCCUGGCUUCCGUCGCAACCGGCUUUCUCCUUUCCAAGACGAAAGUCAGCAACGUCCUCCUCCUCGCCACUCUCUUCUUCCUCAUCGGCCAAAUCCUCAUCGCCACCGCUCCCCCUACCCAAAUCUACUGGGCCCAAACCUUCGUCUCCAUCAUCAUCAUGCCCUGGGGAAUGGACAUGAGUUUCCCCUCUGGCACGAUUAUUCUGUCCAAUUCCACGGCAAAGGAACAUCAAGGUGUUGCGGCGAGUUUGGUCAAUACAGUAGUGAAUUACAGUAUUUCUAUUGCGUUGGGGAUUGCGGGAACGGUGGACAGAAAUGUUAAUAAAGGUGGGCAAGAUGUGCUUGGGGGGUAUCGUGGUGCUUGGUAUUUUGGCAUCGGGCUUGAUGUUGCUGCUGUGGUUAUUGCUUUGUAUUUUGUUUGGAGGAUGAGAGGGUAAAAGAGAAGGCCAAGAAAGAGCAGGGCGUUUUUUUGAGAUCGCACUGUCUUUUGAGUCUUAUCUGUAUGGAAUGAUGAAUGGAAUGAUUAUUUGUUUCUCGC
Messenger RNA from Aureobasidium pullulans EXF-150, 1714 nucleotides. RefSeq lists its product as uncharacterized. The transcript is spliced from 3 exons. Gene Ontology annotation, molecular function: transmembrane transporter activity. The record is from RefSeq and is a predicted model, not a curated record. NCBI's taxonomy places the organism in Eukaryota, Fungi, Ascomycota, Dothideomycetes, Dothideales, Saccotheciaceae. Gene Ontology annotation, cellular component: membrane. The coding region runs from base 126 to 1613 and encodes 495 amino acids. Gene Ontology annotation, biological process: transmembrane transport.